Messenger RNA from Nothobranchius furzeri (turquoise killifish), 2945 nucleotides. RefSeq names its product MSL complex subunit 1b (gene msl1b). NCBI's taxonomy places the organism in Eukaryota, Metazoa, Chordata, Actinopteri, Cyprinodontiformes, Nothobranchiidae. Gene Ontology annotation, cellular component: MSL complex. Gene Ontology annotation, molecular function: chromatin binding. The record is from RefSeq and is a predicted model, not a curated record.
GUCCAACACAUUACGCAUGCGCUGUAGAGGGCGCUUUAAUACAAGUCUUGAGGAGGGAACACGAAGAUACUGUAGUCUCCCUUGAAUUCCGCUCGAGACAUUCCCGGCUGGGUGGUGAGUUGGACCACUGUGGCGCCGCAAAAUGAGAUUUUCGUGCCUGUCAUGACUCUGAGAUCCAGGCAGUUUUCAAACCCAUGGUUCAGGCAGAACGCUGACACCGACGACAAAAGACACGCCGUGAGUCCUGUGAGCAUCAAGCGGCAGCCCUGCGCCUUUGUUCUAGAUGUGCACGACCUGCAGAAGAAGGGCAAGAUCCCAAACCUGUCACAGAACUUAAAUCGGAUUUACAUGACAAGCAAACUCGUUGCUGCCACAGUCACAGAAAUAGUUCAAGGAGACAAAACUGUGGGGGUAUUGUCCCCUGUCAGACCAAUGGGGGGUGAGGGAACCCCAGUGAAAGGUAAAACCCUCUCUGUUGAUAACAUGGAUAAUCCUCAGAUGGCUGUGAACAACACUCCUAGAGAUGCUGGUGCUGGUGACAGUGCAAGGGGGGUUGUCCCUGGAGUCCUUGGCUCUGCCUCCAUCGAGCUCUCCCCUGAGGGUAAAUGGAGGAACAUCAGGAAGACUCCUGCCAGUCCCCAGGCACAAGCCAACUGCCUCCGUCAGAUUCUUCUCCUGCAGCUGGACCUCAUCGAACAGCAGCAGCAACAGCUGCAGUCCAAGGACAAGGAGAUCGAUGAGCUCAAAUCAGAUAAGGAGAUGUUACUUGCACGUAUUGAGCGUAUGGAGCGUCGCCUCCAGCUCACAAGAAAGGAUCCGCCUCGUGACAAGCGCCUCUUCCAGCCUUUGGAACCAUGGACUCCUGACAAGGAGGACAUGUGGGAUCUGGAUAUUGAGGAGAGCUUACAGCCCAACUCAGCCACUCCUUUACCAUUCAGUCGGGGAGGCAAGGGGCAAAAAAGGAAGUCUUGUUUCGGGGAUGCUAAGGGUCAGAAAUCUCGGGGUAAAAGUGCAAAGCUAAGUCCCCAGAAGUCUGAACUGGAGCCCGGCUCUCCUAACCAAAGAGAGCUGCGCAGUAAAGAAACCCCUGAGAAUAUGUUCUCAGCAAGGUCAGGACCAGAAAGGGACAGUUUGCUCCCGUGCAAAGAGGAGCCGGAGCUGAGCUGCCAGAUGGAGGAUCUGCCCUUCAUGUCAACCACAGAGAUGUAUCUGUGUUGCUGGAACCAACCUCCUCUCUCCCCGCUGCGAGAAACUUCCCCUAAGAAAGAGGAAGAGGUGGCCAGUGAGUGGACUCCUCAUGUAGUACAUGAUAUGCUGAUUGUUUUCCCCUCCUGGAGGGAAAACCACAUAGAGCCUGUGGAAGAGGACUCUUCUUGCAACCCCCCCGAGCCGCUGGAUGACGGCGCGUUCCUCAAACGCCACGCAAAGCUGGAGUUGGAUGAGAAGCGGAGGAAAAGGUGGGACAUACAGAGGAUCCGAGAGCAGCGCAUGUUCCAGCGUUUGCAGCAGCGCAUGAACAGGAAGAAGGUCAUCCAGGAGGCGGAGCCUGAGCUCUCGUCCUUCUACCCUGAAACCGAAGAUGUUGAAGCUAUAGUGGUCACUCCAUUCUUGCCCGUGGUCGCUUUUGGCCGGCCACUGCCCAAACUCUCACAACAGAACUUUGAGCUGCCUUGGCUGGAUGACCGAAGUCGAUGUCGCAUCGAGGUGCCCAAGAAACACACGCCUCACCGAACGUGUCGGAAGUGAAACUCCAGCGGCAUCAACUGCAGAGGGUUUCUGCUCCAUGAUGGCUGGAACAAAUCUUUGUAUUAGCUUGAAGCAACAUCUUACCAUGGGUCAGCUGAUCUACUGCAGAAAUAUUUUAAAAGUUGGGAAAAAUAAAACAAGAUUUGUUUCGACACGUUAGCAUCCGUUGAUGCAGGAGUUCGGGGCAUGUUCUGUGCCAUAGAAAAUCUGUUUUAGUCGCUCCAACGUACAGUUUCAGUCAGUUCUAAUGUUCUGUCAUCUUGAGCUUGUAGGAAAAUGGUUUGUCCACAAAACAAAGCCUAAACUGUUCACUAAUAUUGAAGCUGAAUAUUGCUGUGAGUAGUUCUGCCGCGCUCAUUCUUCCUGCUUAAGUGGAAAAACCAGUCAGAAUCUGACUAUCGUGCUGUGUACUGCUCAUAUUGUUGUCUGCACACACAUUUAAGAAAAUUUUAUUAAUGUUAGACGUUAUGCUGGGAGUUUAGAACCAGCAUGCUUACAGAAAUUAUUAAAAAAAACUUAAGACAAUUCAUUGUACGGAUAAGCAGUAAACUGGUGCUGGUUGUGUGUUGGCAUGGCAACUGAAACCAGUGGAAGACUUGCUUUGUUACUGUUGGUUUCCUUUUUAUGUGAGCUGCAUGGACUCUGUUGCAACAAUAAGAUGGUAGCAUGGCUUGAUCCAAGAGUGGAGAGCUUUUGCCUGCUUGUUCGGGCAACAAAAUCUAAAAAUGUUAACCUUGUACGCAUGGGUUGUUGAAAAGCUGCUCCUUUCAGAACAGCAGGCUGAAACAUUGACGUAUGUCUUUCUGAUCUUUAAUAAUCUGCUUACAGCCAGUUCAUAUUUGGAGAGUUCUGCACAUGCACUGCAUCAGCUGAUUAGACGAUUAACAGGCUCUCUAGUUGUAGUUCUACCUGCCCGUUCUGAGCUCGUUCCAAUCGCACUGAUUGAUUUCUGUCUUCCUGUUCUGAUGCUGAAGCUUUUCUGCAGGCGUCUGCCAAGGCAGAGUUUAAAAGGAGGUGCAAACAUUUUUUUGUCACUGUACAUAGCUUUCAGAAACAAAUGUACAUAAAACAUGGCUGUUAUUUUUUUAUUAUUUAAUGUUGGAGGUGUUUCGCACAUUCAACAUUGUUCUAUGAUUGUAUGUUGACAAAUUGACCAGUUUUGAAAGUUAAAUUUUUGGAAUAAAACUAAUGUUUAUGGA